AAAAAGAAAUUAGGGGAAUAUAUAAAGGGGAAAACAAAAGAACCCUAAUUUUCAUUCAUCCAUCCAUCACCAGCAGCGCCGCUCCAUCAUCAUCAAGGUAGGAUGGCCGAAAAGGGAGGACAAAUCGUUCCGGAGUCUGUUUUGAAGAAACAGAAGAGAGCCGAGGAAUGGGCCUUGGUUAAAAAGCAGGAGGCUGCAGCACUCAAGGAAAAGAAGUCUGCAAACAGGAAGCUGAUAUACAACAGGGCUAAGGACUAUGCCAAGGAAUACGCUGCACAGGAAAGGGAGCUCAUUCAGCUGAAACGUGAGGCUAGGUUGAAGGGAGGAUUCUAUGUGAACCCUGAAGCCAAGUUGCUGUUCAUCAUUCGUAUUCGUGGUAUUAAUGCCAUGCACCCCACGACGAAGAAAAUUUUGCAGCUGUUGCGUCUUCGCCAGAUUUUCAAUGGAGUGUUCCUAAAAGUUAACAAGGCAACAGUGAACAUGUUGCACAGGGUUGAACCCUAUGUGACUUUCGGGUACCCGAACUUGAAGAGUGUGAAAGAACUGAUAUACAAGAGGGGUUUCGGCAAGGUGAACAAGCAGCGCAUUGCCUUGACAGACAACUCUAUCAUUGAGCAGACCCUUGGCAAACACGGAAUCAUCUGCAUCGAAGAUCUUAUCCACGAGAUCUUGACUGUCGGACCCCACUUUAAGGAAGCCAACAACUUCCUCUGGCCGUUCCAACUUUCCGCACCCCUGGGUGGUCUGCAGAGGAAGAGGAAUCACUAUGUUGAAGGAGGAGAUGCUGGAAACCGCGAAGACUAUAUCAACGAGCUCAUCAGAAGGAUGAACUAGGUUUUUUCGACUCUAGCAUUUUUGGGCAUUUUGAGGCUGUUCUUUGUUGCUGUAGGAUCGACAAGUCCUUUUUGUUCUCUGCUCUCAAGUUAGUUACUUUCUGCGUUCUGAUUCACUACAUCAAGCUUGUUCUUUUAGACACUUUUAUGUUUGAAUUUACAUGAGAGAUAAUCUAUGGCUUGUUUUCAUAGCCACCUAAUUGAAGUCUAUGAGACAUCUUUUCCUUUUA
Salvia hispanica is the source of this 1063-nucleotide messenger RNA. Its product is annotated as large ribosomal subunit protein uL30w-like. Gene Ontology annotation, biological process: maturation of LSU-rRNA from tricistronic rRNA transcript (SSU-rRNA, 5.8S rRNA, LSU-rRNA). Gene Ontology annotation, cellular component: cytosolic large ribosomal subunit. The record is from RefSeq and is a predicted model, not a curated record. Lineage: Eukaryota; Viridiplantae; Streptophyta; Magnoliopsida; Lamiales; Lamiaceae. Gene Ontology annotation, molecular function: RNA binding; structural constituent of ribosome.